Molecule: messenger RNA, 618 nt
Organism: Phytophthora sojae
Lineage: Eukaryota; Oomycota; Peronosporomycetes; Peronosporales; Peronosporaceae
Exons: 1
Coding region: 1-618 (205 amino acids)
Source: RefSeq, a predicted model, not a curated record
AUGGCGUCGGCAGCGGAGCUCAUGGCCGAGAACGAGCGCAUGGCGCGCGAGAUCCACGCGCUGCUCAGCGCCAACACGACGCUGCAGAAGGAGAUGCUGGCGCUCAACUCGGAGCGCGACGACCUCGAGGCCUCGGGCAGCAAGAAGGUGCAGUCGCUGGCGCAGGAGCUCGAGUCCGUGGGCAAGGAGCUGGCCUCGCUGCGCUCGCAGUGCCAGUCCAUGACCGAGAUCCUUGAGCGCGCGGACGCCGAGAACGACGUGGACGACGAGCCCGUGCCCGUACCGGUGAGCCGCAGACUCUCCACCGCCUUCAACCAGACUGUGCAGCGCGCGAGGGGCAUGUCCAUGCCUCGGCAGCGCCGCUCGUCCACCGUGGACAUGGUCGCGCACGGGCUCACCAAGGCCGCCAGCUACAUGGGCAGCAGGCACAGCCCCGAGGACCAUCGCCGACCCACAAUGAGCAAGGACAGCCCGCCCAUUUUGUCCAACUCCAAGCGCACGACGGACACCACCAAGAGCCUCUUGUUCUCCACACACUCGCACUACGGCAACUUCCGACGACACAGCGGCUUCCGCAAGACUCGCGAGCCAGCAAGCGACCCGGUUGUCGUGCUCUAG